Molecule: messenger RNA, 2405 nt
Organism: Pezoporus flaviventris
Lineage: Eukaryota; Metazoa; Chordata; Aves; Psittaciformes; Psittacidae
Gene: FGGY
Product: FGGY carbohydrate kinase domain containing
Exons: 18
Coding region: 520-2241 (573 amino acids)
Biological process (GO): carbohydrate metabolic process
Molecular function (GO): phosphotransferase activity, alcohol group as acceptor; kinase activity
Source: RefSeq, a predicted model, not a curated record
GCUGUGGGGCCGUGUGGGCCUCCCUUCCUCCGUCUGAUACCGCCUGGUCGCUGUGGGGUGUCGGCGAGGGCACGGCUUGUGGUGGGGGUUGUCGGUUCCUGGCCUCAAAACCGCGCCAGGACGGCAGAGGAGGAGAGGGGAUGUAAAGCCUACAGGAAAAAUCCCGGCUCCAGAUGGGCUUCCCUAAAGUCGUCCUCCAAGGGGAGGGGACAGCACGGCCUAAUUUUAGACAGAGUGCCCUAGUAUUACUGUGGAUGUACAGGUUAGUCGGGAGGGAGAAUAAAAGCUGGAGUCGAAGCAUUCUAGUCGAGGAGGAGAGUUUGCGCUGGCAUGUUCACCUGGGAGUAACAGAUGGGUGAUACCUGGUUCGCUCAUAACUGGUGCUCUGAGAAAUAGAGAAUUGGACAAAAUUGCCAUCCUGUGGAGCUUACAGUCAGAAAAAUCCUCUACACACAAAGCAGGCUGAGAGAAUAGCAGCUGAUCUGCAGCGGGAGCCCCAGGAGUGCAGGUCUCAACCAGAUGAGCCAGGUACUCUUCAAUCUCGGAAGCCUCUCAUCAUCUCACAAUGAUACUGUUGUAUUAAAAAUGCACGGUAAGAAACAGACUCCAGAAAAAUACUAUGUUGGAAUUGACGUUGGCUCAGCAAGUGUUCGCGCAGCAUUGGUCGAUGGGCUUGGGACAGUGGUGGCACAUGCAGAGCAGCCAAUCCAAAUUUGGGAGCCCCAACCAGACCACUAUGAGCAAUCCUCUGCGGACAUAUGGGCUGCUUGCUGCUCAGUCACAAAGAAAGUUGUCUCUGGAGUAGAUGCUAGCCACAUUCGAGGGGUUGGGUUUGAUGCUACAUGUUCCCUUGUUGUUGUGGAUAAACAAUUCCAACCUUUGGCAGUCAACUGUGAAGGUCAAAACCAUAGGAAUGUCAUAAUGUGGAUGGACCAUCGUGCAGUCAGUCAAGUUGAGCGCAUCAAUGCAACGCAACACAGGGUUUUGAGCUAUGUAGGGGGAGUGAUGUCUGUGGAAAUGCAGCCACCUAAAUUGCUGUGGAUGAAGGAGAACCUGCAAGAAUCAUGCUGGGAGAAGGCAGGCCACUUCUUUGAUCUUCCGGAUUUCUUAUCUUGGAAAGCCACAGGUGUCACUGCAAGGUCCCUCUGUACAGUGGUGUGCAAGUGGACGUAUACCUCAGAUAAAGGUUGGGAUGACAGUUUCUGGAAAAUGAUUGGUUUGGAAGAUUUGGUAGAGGAUAAGUAUGAAAAAAUAGGAAACCACGUCUUGUCUCCUGGAGAGUCUGUUGGAAAAGGUCUAACGCCAGAAGCUGCAAAAGAUCUCGGUCUCCCUGAAGGGAUUGCAGUAGGAGCAUCUCUCAUUGAUGCCCAUGCCGGAGGACUAGGAGUAAUUGGAGCAGAUGUGAAAGGACAUAACCUGCCAUGUGAGAACCAGCCAAUUACAUCCCGAGUUGCUAUGAUCUGUGGAACAUCCUCAUGCCACAUGGGGGUCAGUGAAACACCCAUUUUUGUGCCUGGUGUCUGGGGACCUUAUUUCUCUGCAAUGGUACCUGGACUGUGGUUGAAUGAGGGAGGUCAAAGUGCUACAGGCAAGCUGGUAGAUCAUGUGGUCCGAGGCCAUGUCGCCUUCCCGGAAUUACAGGCAAAAGCUGCAGCCAGUGCUCACAGUAUAUAUACAUACUUGAACAGUCACCUGGAUCUGAUUAAGAAAUCUUUGCCUGUGGGUUUCCUCACUGUUGAUUUACAUGUUUGGCCAGAUUUCCAUGGUAACAGAUCUCCCUUAACAGAUCUGACACUAAAGGGCAUGGUUGUUGGGCUAACAUUGUCUCAGGGUCUGGAUGAACUUGCCCUUAUCUACUUGGCCACGAUUCAAGCCAUUGCUUUAGGAACAAGACAUAUUUUGGAAACUAUGCAGGCUGCAGGGCAUCAUAUCAACACACUGUUCCUGUGUGGUGGGCUGAGCAAGAACCCUCUCUUUGUGCAGAUGCAUGCUGACAUUACUGGCAAGCCUGUUGUCCUGUCCAAAGAAGUGGAGUCUGUUUUGGUGGGUGCUGCUAUUCUUGGAGCCUGUGCUUCUGGGGAUUUUGCAUCUAUACAGGAGGCCAUGGCGAAAAUGGGGAAAGUUGGGAGAGUUGUGCAGCCCAACCAUGAGCAUAAAAGAUUUUACGACAAGAAAUACGAAGUAUUUUUGAGACUGGUGGAACAUCAGAGAGAGUAUCGGUCCAUCAUGAACAGCUUCUGAUCUGGAGUCAUGUAACCUGGGAACAGCAGGCAGAGCGAAUCUCCAGCUAUUUGUGAUGAGGGUAAUGUCUUCUCACUGUACCGUCCAUGUAAAAAAUACACUUUUAUCAUUUAAAGUGUACAUUUUAACUUGGAAUGAGAAAUAAAAUGCACUCACUGGCCGUG